Messenger RNA from Cucurbita moschata (crookneck pumpkin), 2067 nucleotides. RefSeq names its product adenine/guanine permease AZG1-like. The coding region runs from base 156 to 1892 and encodes 578 amino acids. The transcript has 2 exons. Gene Ontology annotation, molecular function: purine nucleobase transmembrane transporter activity. NCBI's taxonomy places the organism in Eukaryota, Viridiplantae, Streptophyta, Magnoliopsida, Cucurbitales, Cucurbitaceae. The record is from RefSeq and is a predicted model, not a curated record. Gene Ontology annotation, cellular component: plasma membrane. Gene Ontology annotation, biological process: transmembrane transport.
GACUUGACUGAAUGAAAUUAAACUGCGGAGAGAUCCCCGGUUCGAGAAUCUAUCGUCGUCUUCUUCUCCUUCAAAUUUUAUUUCUAUAUAUAUAAACCAAUUAUGUGUCGAUAGAUGCCAGCUUCCCCAUCUCCGAACUUGCCUCAACAGACCUUAUGGAAGUCCAAACCACCGCGCAACCAGGCCGCCUCGACCGCCUCAACUCCGCCGUCGCCAAAACCUGGAUUGGUAGGCGGUUCAAAUUAAGCGAAAGAAACUCCAAUUUCACCACCGAGCUCCGCGCCGGCACCACCACCUUCUUAACCAUGGCCUACAUCUUGGCUGUCAACGCCUCCAUCCUUGCCGAUUCCGGCGCCACCUGUUCCCAAUCGGAUUGCGUCCCUCUCUGUUCCGACCCUUCCAUUUCCAUCCCCAAUUGUUCCGGGCCGAAUCUCCGACUCAUCCAACCCGAUGGGUCCUGCAUGUUCGACCCCGUCAAUCCUGGCUACGCCGCUUGCCUCGAUCAAGUCCGUAGAGACUUAAUUGUUGCGACAAUUGCUUCGUCGCUAAUUGGUUGCGUUAUAAUGGGCGUUUUUGCGAAUCUUCCUCUUGCUUUAGCUCCGGGAAUGGGGACUAAUGCUUAUUUCGCUUACACCGUCGUCGGGUUUCAUGGCUCCGGUAACAUUUCUUAUCAGAGCGCCUUAACCGCCGUUCUAAUGGAGGGGUUAAUCUUUUUACUCAUUUCCGCAAUUGGGUUUCGUGCAAAAUUGGCGAAAUUAAUCCCGAAGCCAGUUCGAAUCAGUUCCUCUGCCGGAAUUGGACUGUUUUUAGCGUUCAUCGGAUUACAGAGUAGCCAAGGAAUUGGUCUAAUCGGCUUCAGCCCAUCGACGUUAGUGACACUCGGAGGCUGCCCAGAAGCCUCCCGGGUGUCGGUGUCCCCCGUGGUGAGUUCCGGGAACGGAACGGUAAGUCUAAUGGCCGGAGGAACGGCUUCCGGCGGAAUACUCUGUUUGAACGGAAGAAUGGAGAGCCCAACUAUGUGGCUGGGCAUAGUGGGAUUCGUGAUAACUGCGUAUUGUAUGGUGAAAAACGUAAAGGGGGCUACGAUUUACGGGAUCAUAUUCGUGACGGUGGUUUCGUGGAUUCGAAAAACAAGUGUGACGGCGUUUCCAGAGACGGCGUCAGGGGAGGCGGCGUAUAAGUACUUUAAGAAAGUUGUGGAUAUACACACAAUUAAAAGCACAGCUGGAGCACUAAGCUUUAAGGAUUUAGGGAAGCCCCACUUUUGGGAGGCGAUGGUCACUUUCUUAUACGUGGAUAUUUUGGAUACCACUGGAACGCUUUAUUCAAUGGCCAGAUUUGCAGGAUUUGUGGAUCAAAAUGGGGAUUUUGAGGGGCAGUAUUUUGCCUUUAUGUCUGAUGCUACGGCCAUUGUCGUCGGAUCAUUGUUGGGGACUUCGCCGGUGACGGCGUUUAUUGAGUCCUCCACGGGAAUAAGGGAAGGCGGCAGGACGGGGCUGACGGGACUGACGGUGGCGGCUUAUUUCUUUCUGGCGUUCUUUUUUACUCCGUUGUUGGCGUCGAUUCCGGCGUGGGCGGUAGGGCCGCCAUUGAUAUUGGUGGGGGUUUUGAUGAUGAAGGCGGUUGUAGAGAUUGAAUGGAAUGAUAUGCAGCAGGCAAUUCCGGCGUUCAUGACGUUGAUAUUGAUGCCGUUGACUUAUUCUAUUGCUUAUGGUCUGAUUGGUGGAAUUGGGACUUACGUGGUGCUGCAUGUACCGGAUUGGGGUUGGGCUGGUUUGGAAAAAUGUGGACUUGUGAAGUUGAGGAGCCAUGUCAGUGCAUCUAACGGGCAGCUCCUGGCUGAAGAAGAUCCUGCCCGAAAAUCUGUACAGCCCGAAGUGUUACCUAGGUAGCAGCUACAUGGGAACAUAGUAGGGGGGACGGCCGGACAGACGCCAAAAUGUUUUAGUCAAAGGAUUUGACUUUCAUUAUUAUUAUCAUUAUUAUGUUCAAAUCAAAACCAACCUGUUACCACCUCAUUCCUCACCUUUGACAUUCAAUUUCAUCGUAUAGUCAUGUUUACCUACC